UCCGCAUUCGCCCAGCCGCCAUCGAUCGAAUCAUUGUCAGACACGUUCCAUGAACUGAACAAUCACAACUCGAAUUUCACCUCGGUGCACAUCCGUUGCGAGACAUUGAUGCCCCGGAUCAUUCUACCUUUCCGUAAUGCCAAUCGAAAGCACACUGCGAUCUCCUCUACCAGUUCACUUUCACCCGGGCCGGAUGCUUUGGUAAUCCAGCUGUUGACACGAACUGAACCGUUGAGACGUACAGCGCACAAUCGGCUACUGACUGGAAUCCAGUCAAGAAACGAGCACUCAGCCUUGGCACUUAGCGCAAUCCCGACACCAGCUACACCGCGAGCUUCGGAUGCCGAAUCGCCUGACACACAGGGUGAAGCGUGA
Messenger RNA from Echinostoma caproni, 375 nucleotides. Lineage: Eukaryota; Metazoa; Platyhelminthes; Trematoda; Plagiorchiida; Echinostomatidae. The record is from the annotation of a GenBank genome assembly.